Prorocentrum cordatum is the source of this 300-nucleotide messenger RNA. The record is from the annotation of a GenBank genome assembly. Lineage: Eukaryota; Dinophyceae; Prorocentrales; Prorocentraceae.
AUGGUCGGGGAGCAGCCGCGCGCCGCGCGGGCGGCGGACGGCGCGGAGCCCGGCCACGGCACGUCCGAGGCGUCGAGGCUCCUAGCGGCGGCGUGCCACGCGCAGACGAGGGGGCACCAGAACGAGGAGUUUCGACAGCAGUUCGGAUUCCUCGCGCUGAUGCUGGUCUGCGGGGCCUGCAUGGUGUACCUGAUGACCGUGCUGCGGUCCAUCCUGCGGCCCUUCCUGUGGGCGCUCUUCCUCGUGAUGGGCGCGCGCUUCUUCUGCCGCCGCGGCCGCCGCCAGCUGCUGCCGUUUUAA